Histoplasma mississippiense is the source of this 3918-nucleotide messenger RNA. RefSeq lists its product as hypothetical. Gene Ontology annotation, molecular function: protein kinase binding; molecular adaptor activity. The coding region runs from base 1 to 3918 and encodes 1305 amino acids. The transcript has 3 exons. The record is from RefSeq and is a predicted model, not a curated record. Gene Ontology annotation, cellular component: Atg1/ULK1 kinase complex; extrinsic component of membrane; phagophore assembly site membrane. Gene Ontology annotation, biological process: positive regulation of protein phosphorylation; reticulophagy; piecemeal microautophagy of the nucleus. Lineage: Eukaryota; Fungi; Ascomycota; Eurotiomycetes; Onygenales; Ajellomycetaceae.
AUGUCAUUGCACAUCUACAUUGCUCACACGGGCGAGCAGCUGUUGGCUGACCCGGUUUCGUUUGCGUCACCUGAUGCGUUGCGAACAUGGAUCUCCCGGAAGAUCUCCAUGCCUGCCCAGCGACAGAUUUUGAUGACUGCUAGUGGGAGGAAUGUUAGGCCUCAGACGCUUGCAACGGAGAAUGAGAUAUUUGUUUACGAUCGGCUAUAUAUAAGCGACGGCACUGUUAGAGAUCUCCCGGUGAUCACGCCGCCCGAACGUUUCACUCCCGAAACCCCUGCCGAUACCCUCGCAGAUCAGAAUAACCUGCAAGCAUGGCGGAAUCUCUACAUGGCACGGAGGGCAUGGGCCUUGAAUCUGGCGGCACAAUGCGCUCCGAUCAGCAGAGCCAUCGACGACCAGAUCGAGCACACCCACAAUAUCAACCGCGCAGUCGAUGUCGCCUUGGAGAAUCUGAAAUCGCAUGUUGGAAACCUAGAGCAUAAGUUCCAGGAGGCCCAGUCUUGGGCGAAUGAUUUAUUGAAGGAACAACAACUGGCGUUGGAUGGGUGGCGGAGCGCAUUGACAAAUAUCGAAACUAUCCCAGCGAAGAAAGAUUUCACGUUCCUACGACGACCAUCAACGCCGAAGAGGGCGACAGAGCCUCAAACUGGCACUCUAAAAGAUUAUAUUGAUGUGGAUCGGAUAAAGAGUGCUGCAUCGCAGGUAUCCUCCGUUUCUCAGCGUUUUGCUCGUCGUAUGGAUGAGGUUGAGAAAGCGGUUCACGAGGUGGUUUCAGACACGGAGUCGCUGGUUGAGGCGUCACAUCCAUCUCCCCAAGAAAAUGCAAGUGGGUAUAUGGAGGAGAUUGAAACAAUUGCCAAGAAAAUUGGAUCCGAUUAUGAACAUGUAUUGGCCCUUCCUAACUCCCAGAAGACGUUGGCGAGUGUUUCACGGAUGGCAUUGAAUCACACAAAGGAUCUCCUACCCUCCAUGUUGGAAAUGUGUCUCGAAAUACAGACCACCUUGGAACUGUCCAUAAAACAACGGAACUUGGCCACGAAGGCCGCAGUCAAGCGCAUGCAGAAAAUCUCCAACAUAGAGUCUCGAUUAGCUGGUGUCCAAACAGAACUAACAAAUCUAGAUGUUGAAGGAGACGCCUUCGAAACGUUAUAUGAAGCUUCCCAGUUGCCUAUGAUUUACGGGUCGAUUCUCAUCGAGGCUGUCCGCCGCCGUGAAUGGAAUGACAAAAUGAAAACCGAUUCUCUAAGUAUCGCUGAAGAAUUAGCGGUCUUCCGGAAUGAAGAGCAACGCCGACGGAAAAAAUGGAUAAAAAACAUGGGUAACUUUCUCUCAUUUUCCGAAGACACAAUCCCCAGUAUAGAGAUAAAUUUGCAGAGUGGCCAACUACCUGGAUGGCCAGAAGUUUCUCGCAAGGACGUUGACGCCUAUAUCGAAGAGUUGAAAACGAAGCCUGAUACCAACUCUGCCGUUCGAGACCUAACACAGCUCUUGAAAGAUUUGGAUGCACCUACUCGACAACAGAGACGAAAAGCAAAGGCAUUUAAACAUGGAAGUGUGUUUGAUAUCGGCCAAAGCUCAUUUCUUAACCGCGGGGAUGACAUGGUUCGGAACCUGAAGGAUGAAAAGAUGAAGCUCGAAGACAGGUUAAAAGCUUCGGAGAGCCGUAUACGGAAACUAGAAGACCUUCUCCAUCGCCAGAGUCAGAUGAGUCGCCCUGUUAGCGCAAAUUUUGGCUUUGACAUACCUAUUUCUCCAGCUUCACCUCGCCCGGAUGGACUCUCAAGGAGGUCAUCUGUAUCCUCCCGGCGUAUGUCGUCAAACCAGACUCCAGAAGACAAGGCUUUAGUGCAGCGAAUUGUCGGUCUGGAGGCUGAACUUCUUGCAGAGAAAGAAAACGUAUCAAGACUUCAGAAGGAAGCACACUUGGAGCGCCUGUCAAACAACGAUAAAAUACAAGAGGCCCAGUCUACUAAGAAAGAUUUAAUGGACAAUUUGGAGGCACAACAGCGGGAAUUUGAAGGUGAGAGGAGGUUUCUGGAAUCGGAGGUGAAGUCGAUUAAAAUCAAGCUUGAAGAAGCUGAAGAGGAACUGGAUAAGGUUAUGGAUGCCCGGGAGCACGACAAGCUUGUUGCAGAUGAACGAGCUGCCGCGCUACAAACGGAACUCGAAACCCUGCGAAAUGCUACUACUGAGGAGAUAGCCGAUUUCACGUCUGAAGUCCAGGCUCUCCGGGAGAAUAGCGACAAGGCCAAAGCCCACAACACCACGCUACAAGAGAGACUUGAAGAAAUGGCGCGAAACCAACGAGACUACGUAAUCGGCUUACAAACUGCGCAUGCGCAUCUAUCUCCAGGCGGUUCUGCCCCUGAAGAUCUAACUUCUCUUAUUAGAGCCAUUGAAGUUCUGUCGGAAGGGUUGGCUAUUCAUUCCAAGGGCGUCGAGGAAGCAUCUGCCAAGUCCAAUGAGGAAAACAAGUGUUUGUUAGAGAGAAUAGAACAAAUGGAAGCUGAAUCCAAGGAGUUGAGAGCAAGGCUCGCAGCUGAAGAAUCAGAACGAUCCAAGUUGCAAGCAACACUAAAUGAGGAAGCGCUAAGACUUUCAGCAGUCAGAACUGAAUUAGAAGAUGAACGCGAACAACUCAACAUACUGAGAUCUAAAUUCUCCGCGGGAGAAACUGGUUCAGAGGCGCUGAAAGAGCGAGUUGCGGAGGAGGAGCGCAAAGUUGCCGCUUUAAGGGAAAAGCUCGUCGUUGCAGAAUCUCACGCGCAAGGUUUCGAAGAUGAGAUUCGUACAUGGCAAAUGAAGGUGAAAACCCUGGAGGAAAAUGGGGAGCGUAACACUAAGGCAAUCUGGGCGAAAGAACUCUCUGAAAAACUCUUCUCUCAUGUGGGACAGUUCAGCCGGGUACUGCAGCAACUCGGCUUCACAAUUAUUCGACAAGAUAAUAAGAUGGUCAUCUAUCGAGCCUCUAAGGUCAACAACAGCAGUUCAUUGCUUGGAGAGAGUGUCAGCUCUCCAUCGGCUACUCCAAUGACUCACGAUCCGAAAUUAGUAGAGUGGGUUAAUACGAACAAUCGGGAGGAGGAGCAGUCAAAUUACACAGCGUUCAUCACCGCAAUUAAUGAGUUCGACGUGGAGCUCUUUGGCGAAGCAGUCGUUAAGCGAGUCAAGGAUAUCGAAACGUUAGCACGUAAGUGGCAAAAGGAAGCUCGGGGGUAUCGGGAAAAGUCACACCGUUUCCAAAGCGAAUCUCACGAAAAGAUUGCAUAUCGAUCGUUCAAGGAAGGGGAUUUAGCGCUGUUCUUACCAACGCGCAACCAGGCCAUACGAUCUUGGGCCGCAUUCAACGUUGGUGCUCCCCACUAUUUCCUUCGAGAACAAGAAGUGCACAAAUUACACACUCGUGACUGGCUACUUGCGCGGAUAUCAAAGAUCGAAGAGAAAGUGGUGGAUCUCUCUAAAUCUAUGAACGGCGCAAACCCGGAUCGUCGGUCCAUCGGGGAAGCAAGCGAUGGUGCAUCGAUAGAUGACGAUAACCCUUUCGAACUCUCGGACGGUCUGCGAUGGUAUCUGCUCGAUGCAUCGGAAGAGAAGCCUGGUGCUCCCAGUACACCUGGGCUAGCUAAGAGCACUGUUGCGUCAGCCCAUGUGGAUGCGACAGGCAGCAUCCGUUUAAAAAGGUCAACUAACGGUGGAGGAGCAACGAAAACUUUGACGAAAAGUCUCGAUAGUCGACGGAACAGCUCAACAUCGAAAAUAGGCACUCCGGUGCCUACGCUGCAAUCAGCCGAGUCUGCGGGGGAUAAUGUUUUGCCAGCAGCGGGAGAUGCAGGUGGCCAGCAAAGGAGAGCGGAGGCACCUAUUUUCGACGAGGUUCGCAGAGAUCUCUUAUCGGGUCCCUCAAAGGGAGAAUGA